GUUAUAGUUUUACGCCCUUAGGGGGCCGGGAAAAAAAGUGAUAAAUACCUGUUAAACAUUUUCCGUCACCCUGUUUUUAGAUUGGUGUCCUCAUUACUUUCGCGCUGCCUCUUGCGGCGGCUGCAGUCAUGCAUCUGGGCUGUUCUUCAGCGGGCUAUACUUUAACGACGCAGUCCUGUUAUAAGCGGUUGACUCACGGCAACUGGAGUUUUUGUACUCUAUCAAGGUUCAGCCAUGGUUGAGUGUAUGGUCCACCAAUGCCGUGGCCUAUAUGGGCGAAUCAUGAUCUGUUCCUGAAGCCCCGAGUCAUCCAGGGUCUAGGCACGGUCCUGAGCCGGAGCAAAUGCCAGCCCUAUCGUCCGCACGUCACCAACUUGACUCAGUUGGUCUAAAAAUACCUGGCUGUGACUGUUCCAGGCUCUCUAGAUGCCCUCAUAGAUGGGUUAUCCUUCGAGUCAUCCAGCUGGGGGGGCUCCCUAUAUAAGUGCUGCCUCCUUCCCCUCCUCUCCCUUCUCUUUUUCUUUUCGAAUGUAUCCCUUCUUGCCUUCCUGUGUCUUGGUGUUUCUAUCAACUUACAGCUUCUGGCUGUUGCUUCUGUUUAGUCUGCUUGUUGCUUGCUGCUUUAUCUGCUUGUUCUGUUUAUUUAUUCUUAUUGCUUGUUCUUGUUGCUUGCUUUGCUUGUUCUGCUUUAUCUACUUGUUCUGUUUAUCUAUUCUUACUGCUUGUUCUUGUUGCUUGCUGCUUGCUUUGCUUAUUCUUUUCUAUUCUUAUUACCUUCUUGUUCUUGUUUAUUCUUAUCACUGCUUGUUCUGCUUCUUCCUUACUUUGCUUGUUCUGCUCGUUCUGCUUGUUCUGCUUGUUCUGCUCGUUCUGCUUGUUCUGCUUGUUCUGCUUGUUCUGCUUGUUCUGCUUGUUCUGCUUGUUCUGCUUGUUCUGCUUCACCUGUUUUAUCUACUUUGCCUGCUUUGCCUGCUUGUUCUGUUUAUCUAUUCUUAUUACUUGUUAUUUACUUGUUCUUAUUGCUUGCGUAUUCUUAUUACUUGCUUGUUUUUAUUUGUUCUUAUUGCUUGCUUGUUUUUGUUUAUUCUCAUUCCUUACUUGUUCUUGUUACUUGCUUGUUUUUGUCCAUUCUUAUUGUUUACUUAUUCUUGUUCACUCUUAUUGCUUGUUCUUAUUGCUUAUCCUUGCUCUUGUUACUUGUUCUUGUUCUUACUAUUUGUUUGUUCUGUUAUUUGCUUGUUCUUGUUUAUUCUUGUUUCUUAUUAUUUGUUACUUUUUACUUUUUAUCUGAUUAUCUUGUCAUCUUCUUAUCUCAUUGUUCUAUUGUUGUUUCAUUUUCUUGUUCUUUCUUUGUUUCAUUAUAUCUCUUGUUUCCUUGUUUCAUUAUAUCCCCUAUUUCAUGACUUCGCUGUUUUGUUGUUUCUAUGCUUCUAUUUCAUUGUUUUCUUUCCUUGUCCUCUUUUUACCUUUUUAUAUUUGUUUUCUAUCUUUUUGCAUGUUCUGCCCCCGCCAUGUAUCCCCCAUAAUGUACACUCUGGGCCGUGGCUGGUUGGAGGAAAUCGGCCCAGAGCAUCAUUGUAUUCUACCUGUCAUCUGUGAGAAUCCGCCAAGGUAUCUUAUGGGUGAUGUAUGUUGUGAAAGUGGCUCAGACAACGCAUUACUUAUAAGCUACUUGGGUGGAUUCUCACUAUUCGUCUAUUCCAUACUGUGGAAUGGAUUC
Aspergillus ibericus CBS 121593 is the source of this 1720-nucleotide messenger RNA. RefSeq lists its product as uncharacterized. Bases 439 to 1599 code for a protein of 386 amino acids. The transcript has a single exon. NCBI's taxonomy places the organism in Eukaryota, Fungi, Ascomycota, Eurotiomycetes, Eurotiales, Aspergillaceae. The record is from RefSeq and is a predicted model, not a curated record.